CGUCCUAGAUAUUAACACGGUGAACAUUUUUCUUUUUUGUGUGAAUCAAGUUCCAAGGCUAUUUUAGAAUAACUGGAAACAGUGUUUAUGAUGCAAUGACACAUAUUGAUAUGGUGAGAAUAUACUCGGAAUGCAGGCCAGUUGGAGAAAAUAAAAGGCAGAGAAGAAAAUUUACAAAGAACAUGAAGAAAAUAAAUGUCCGGCACCAAAAUACAGAUAGUUCCAUAAAUGUCUGAGAAGUCUCCCUAUAUACAUCAUACAUGUAUAAGACUAUUGUAGAAUACAGGUCAGAUCAUAAAGCAACACACCAGAUUUCAUACUUGAGGAAAUAAUCAUAUGUGUACAUUGUGAUAAACUAGUGUUGAAAGUUAGAUGCACAUGUGAGAACACAUUGUCAAAUGUGAUAUAUGUGAUCAAAGUUUUAGUUAAAAUCAUGUCACAGACACACAAAAGAACACACAGUGGGGAUCAAUCUAUGUGUGAUGUAUGUGGUAAAAGAUUUAGUCAGAGGGGUCACUUACAGAGACACAUGAGAACACACACAGGUGAUAAGCCUUUUAAAUGCGAUGAAUGUGAUAAAGAAUUUUUACAAAAAUGUGACAUAGAGAAACACAUGAGAACACAUACUGGAGAUAAACCUUAUAAAUGUGAUGUAUGUGGGAAAAAGUUUAGUAUGAGUCAGCACUUAAAGGGGCACACGAGGAUACAUACUGGUGAUAAGCCCCAUGAAUGUAAAGUUUGUGGUAAAGGGUUUAGUACAAGUCAGAACUUACAUAGACAUGGGAAAAUACACACUGGAUAUAAACCUUAUAAAUGUGGAGAUUGUGGAAAAGACUUUAGUAGGGAGCAACACUUGAAAAGACACAUUAAUACACAUACUGGCGAUAAACCUUUUAAAUGCAGUGUAUGUGGAAGAGGGUUUGGUGAAAGUGGGAACUUACAGAGACACAUGAGAACACACACUGGUGAUAAACCUCAUAAAUGUGAGAAAUGUGAUAAAGAAUUCAUUCAAAGUAAUGACUUACAAAAGCACAUGAGAACACACACUGGUGAUAAACCUUAUAAAUGUGAUGUUUGUGGAAAAUGGUUUAGUCAAAGUACUAGCAGAGAUAAACAUGUACGGACACACACUGGUGAUUAACCAUAACCUUGUAAAUGUGUAUGUUGUGUAUUUACAUUUUGUGCAGUAAAGAAAUCAGUCGGAGUCAUAGCAGAGAGACACACACUAGUUAUAAGUUUUUGAGGUUUAGGGUUUUGUUAGUUUUAAUUUACAGCCUCACGUGAGAAUCAUCAUAAAAUGUGGCAAAUGUGAUAAAGGGCUUGGCUAGCGACAUGAUUUUCAGAGACGCAUGAGACUGCACACUGACCGUGUUUAACUUUAUUCAUGUUAUUUUAUAGUUGAUAAAUCAUUGUCACAAUCAAAUGAUUUCAAAAGUCAACAAUUGUUUUAUCAUAUUAUUUUUUAU
Molecule: messenger RNA, 1466 nt
Organism: Mytilus californianus (California mussel)
Lineage: Eukaryota; Metazoa; Mollusca; Bivalvia; Mytilida; Mytilidae
Product: zinc finger protein 239-like
Exons: 2
Coding region: 434-1141 (235 amino acids)
Biological process (GO): regulation of transcription by RNA polymerase II
Molecular function (GO): RNA polymerase II cis-regulatory region sequence-specific DNA binding; DNA-binding transcription factor activity
Source: RefSeq, a predicted model, not a curated record